AGAAGCGGCAGCGGGGGCAGCAGCGGCAGCGGCGGCGGCGGAGACAGCAGGAGACGCCGGGAGCGAGCGCCGGGCUCCAGCACCACCCAUGGCGAAGGAGAAGAAGAGGGCUCUGCUCGAGCUCCUUCAUCGAGACGGCAACCAGCUGUGCGCGGACUGCGGGGCACCUGAUCCCGACUGGGCCUCCUACACCCUUGGAGUGUUCAUUUGCCUGAGCUGCUCAGGAAUACACCGCAACAUCCCCAAUGUCAGCAAAGUGAAGUCGGUCCGUUUGGAUGCUUGGGAUGAAUCGCAGAUAGAGUUUAUGGCCUGCAAUGGAAAUCACACAGGAAGGGCCAAGUAUGAAUCGAAAAUGCCAUCUUUUUACUACAAGCCAACGUUUUCCGACUGUCAACUCCUCCGAGAACAGUGGAUCCGAGCCAAGUAUGAAAGGAAGGAAUUCAUUUACGCGGAGAAGCAAGAGCCCUAUUCUGCAGGAUACCGAGAAGGAUUUCUUUGGAAGCGAGGUCGGGACAACGGGCAGUUCUUAAGCAGGAAGUUUGUAUUGACCGAACGAGAAGGAGCGCUGAAAUACUUCAACAAAAAUGACGCAAAAGAGCCCAAAGCGAUUAUGAAGAUUGAACAUUUAAAUGCCACCUUCCAGCCAGCCAAAAUUGGGAAUCCUCAUGGCCUCCAGAUCACUUACUUGAAGGAUAACAGCACCAGGAAUAUUUUUGUGUAUCAUGAAGACGGCAAGGAAAUUGUGGAUUGGUUCAAUGCCAUCCGGGCAGCCCGAUUUCAUUACUUACAAGUGGCAUUUCCUGGGGCCAGCGAUAUUGAUCUCGUGCCAAAGCUGUCCAGAAACUACCUGAAGGAAGGCUACAUGGAGAAAACAGGACCAAAGCAAACUGAAGGCUUCAAGAAACGCUGGUUCACCAUGGAUGACAGGCGGCUCAUGUAUUUCAAAGACCCUCUGGACGCCUUUGCCAGAGGGGAGGUUUUCAUUGGCAGUAAGGAGAACAGCUACACGGUUCUGGAGGGCCUUCCCCCUUCCACCCAGGGCCACCACUGGCAGCACGGCAUCACCAUUGUCACCCCCGACCGAAAGUUCCUCUUUGCCUGUGAGACAGAAGGGGACCAGCGGGAAUGGAUCGCAGCCUUUCAGAAAGUGAUUAACAGGCCAAUGCUGCCUCAAGAGUAUGCAGUGGAAGCCCAUUUCAAACAUAAACCUUAAAGAGAGAUUGACUUUGAGGGAUCCAAGGACACAAGAUUCUGUUUACAGAACGACCUGGUUUUAUUUGACGUGUAAAAAGCAAAGAGGAAAAAAAAAGACAAGCAUCCACCUAGUCGUGUUGGCCGCCAACAUGGGAGUGGGCUGGUGGUGAAGGCAGAAGCCAGAAGACUGACAAAAGAAAAUGGAGCAACGUCUUGUCCCUGGAAUAUCUCCCCUGUUGCCAUGGGGCCUGAUUUUUUGCGAGCAUCCGCUGUUUCCAGUGGCUACGUUUUCACUCACAACCAUUGUGUAUGCCUCACUACAUUAGAAAAGGGAGCCUGGCUGCCGGCCUCACUGCCCUGCAUCCGCUUUGGGGAGGGGAGUAGGAAUCUGAACUCAAGUCCUGGGGCCACCCCCUGGGUCUUGGUCCCAAGUUCCACCCUUGCCAUUGGACCCAAGUUUCACUUCAUGGCCAUGGUUCUGAGAGGAUUUGGGAUGAAGGGUCUAUUUAGUGGAAACCUAGUUAAGUGGGAGCUCAGACCUAGUGCUGCUUUCUGGGUGGAGAGGUGAGGGGGGCUGGGGAAUGGAGCCUUAGGGGUUGGCCAUGAUCCUUCCAUUGACAAAAGGCAGCCUGCUUGCUUCCUAUUUGAGGCUGUGUGAAUGCCCUCCACGAUCAGAUUUAUUUUAGCACAGCCCCAGAGUGUAUUCUAGAAAUGAAUCUUGCAUAUGUUCUAGUCAUGGUGAAUGAUGGGGACAUCUUUGUGCCAAGAAGUGGAAAUAGGCGUGUCCUGCCUCAGGAGAAGGUCUAGGGGGUACUUGGGGAGUCCAGGCUCGUUUUCAAGAAGUACGUUCCAAGGCUGUGUAAGAACUAAUAGGAGAGGAGUGAGGAAGACAGGUGUAAAAUGGAUAUCUAAGACAUCACCUCUUUUGUCAAUCUGCAGCCAAGAAUUAGAAGGCUAAAAGAGGGAAAAAAACCCCAAUAUUUUUAAGGUGUUUGUGUGCUUUUUCAUCAUGCACACAGACACCUGUGCUUUCUCUUCCUAUGUGGUUAGGUACCUUUGUUCUCACGUGCCCUUGCAUCUCUCCCUGCCAAAAAAUGAAAAGAAAGAAAAGGAAAGAAGAGAACCUGGCAGGAGAGGUGAUGCUCAAAUCUCCAGGCUACAUCUCCUGCUCUAUUUGCAUGUGUCCGUGGUCAGGCCAGCACCUCAUGUGGCAGGAGACCAUCGGGCAGCUUUCUCCCUCCCCACAGCCAGCCUUAAGUCCCUGUGUUUGUGGAUUUUCAGCCCCCUCCGUAGGUAUGAUAAGGGCAUCAAUAAAGAUGGAAGCUUCCAAGAUGUCCUCAAAGUC
This is a messenger RNA of Trichosurus vulpecula (common brushtail), 2539 nucleotides long. It is a transcript of the gene ADAP1, whose product is annotated as ArfGAP with dual PH domains 1. Lineage: Eukaryota; Metazoa; Chordata; Mammalia; Diprotodontia; Phalangeridae. Gene Ontology annotation, molecular function: phosphatidylinositol bisphosphate binding; GTPase activator activity. The transcript has 11 exons. Gene Ontology annotation, biological process: positive regulation of GTPase activity. The record is from RefSeq and is a predicted model, not a curated record. Gene Ontology annotation, cellular component: intracellular membrane-bounded organelle; plasma membrane. The coding region runs from base 89 to 1213 and encodes 374 amino acids.